Molecule: messenger RNA, 882 nt
Organism: Aspergillus mulundensis
Lineage: Eukaryota; Fungi; Ascomycota; Eurotiomycetes; Eurotiales; Aspergillaceae
Product: DODA-type extradiol aromatic ring-opening family dioxygenase
Exons: 3
Coding region: 1-882 (293 amino acids)
Molecular function (GO): zinc ion binding; ferrous iron binding; oxidoreductase activity, acting on single donors with incorporation of molecular oxygen
Source: RefSeq, a predicted model, not a curated record
AUGGGCCUCACACCAGUCCACUUCUUCUCGCACGGCUCAACAAUGAUGCUGGGCGAGGAGUCCUCAUCAGCGGAAUACUGGCGCAAAUGCGGCGCGGAAGCCCUGGCCCGGGGCAUCAAGGGCGUCGUGAUCAUGGGCGCGCACUGGGACACAACAGGCCCGGGCAUCGAAGUAUCCACGAACCCCACGCCCUCCAAAUCCCCCGUCGCCUACGUGCACCCCUCCAAAUACGCCUCGUACAAUCUAACGCCCGACCUCCCCACGAGCAAAAAGUGCAUCGCCCUGCUGGAAGCCGCCGGAAUCCCCGCCGUCGGCAACGACUCCUUCGACUGGAUCCACGACGUCUACCUCAUCCUCAUCCACAUGUUCCCGGACACCUCGCCGCCCACAACAAUCAUCUCCAUGAACGCCCACUACGACCCACACUACCACAUUUCCAUCGGAAGUGCGCUCCGCCCCCUGCGCGAGCAGAACUACCUCCUCAUCGGCACGGGCGGGGCCGUCCACAACCUCUACCGCAACCGGUGGGGCCCGAUGCUGCGGUUCCGGGAUAACUUUGCGCAGGAGACGCCGCCUGAGGACUGGGCGCUGGAGUUCCGGCAGGCUGUUGAGGACGUCAUCACCAAGAGCGCUGGUGGGCCCGGACUGAGGCGCGCGAUGAGUCGGCUGAUGAAGCACCCACGGUAUCGGGAUGCGCAUGGGACAGACGACCAUUUCAUGGCGGCGUUGUUUGUGGCGGGGCUGGUGGGGGAUUGGGGCGAUGUUGGGAUCAGGGCGAGGCUUGGGGCGGAGAGUUGGGAGUUGACGAAUAUGUGUAAUUCGCAGUUUACGUUUGGGGGGUGGAGUGCGGAUGAGAUGGGGGGGGAGUUGGUGGAGGUGUAG